Truncatella angustata is the source of this 1548-nucleotide messenger RNA. Its product is annotated as MBOAT, membrane-bound O-acyltransferase family-domain-containing protein. Lineage: Eukaryota; Fungi; Ascomycota; Sordariomycetes; Amphisphaeriales; Sporocadaceae. Gene Ontology annotation, molecular function: ergosterol O-acyltransferase activity. Gene Ontology annotation, biological process: ergosterol metabolic process. The annotation marks the transcript as partial. Gene Ontology annotation, cellular component: endoplasmic reticulum membrane. The record is from RefSeq and is a predicted model, not a curated record. The transcript is spliced from 5 exons.
CGGCGGGAGAAGCUUAGAGAUAUGGUAUUCUCCAGGCAAUUCUCGGCAUUCGACAGGCAAAACCAAGCUGCUGCGAACAGUCCCUUUCAAGGGUUUUAUGUUCUGUUUUGGAUCGCUGUCGCUUUCCUCAUCAUCAAGAUGGGUGCCGAUAACUGGAGAAAGACUGGAAAUGUGCUCGGCACAAAUGAGAUAAUGAAGUACAUGUUUCGUAGAGAUGUAUUGGUUCUUGCGAUUUCUGAUGGCGUUAUGUGUAGUAUGACCGGCUUUGGAUGGCUACUCCAGCAACUGGUCUUGAGAGGCUUGAUAAACUGGAACAGAACGGGAUGGAUCAUUCAGAAUAUUUGGCAAACAGCAUUCAUUGGCGCCGUCGUCGGUCUGACGCUCAUCAGAGAUUGGCCCUGGACGCACACUGUUUUUUUCGUCAUGCAUGGUCUAGUAAUGCUCAUGAAGCAGCAUUCUUACGCAUUUUAUAACGGACACCUAUCAGUUGCAUACAAAAAGAGGGAACUACUUGGCGAAAGACUCAAGCAGCUCGAGAAUGUCGAGCCCGUCAACUCGCCUUCUCAGACAGUCCCACCGCCGAGCGCACUCUCAACAUCCCAUUUAUCUCAUCGACCUUCUGCCCACGAAUAUAGAGAACGACGCCUUUCUGUAUCCAAGCCAAAUGUAGCAGACGAUAUCGAGGACAUCUCUCGUGCAAUUGACUCCGACCAGCCACUUGAUAUGGAGCAGCUCCAAUUAUUUGAGCGGAUGGUCAAGUGGGAAACCGAUGCCUUGACAGAUGAGCUGAGAGGAAAAGCUACUGAACCUGACCGAAGUUAUCCAAACAAUCUCACACUGUUUAAUCACUAUGAGUACAUAUGCCUUCCAACCCUGGUGUACGAGCUCGAGUAUCCACGAUCCGAUUGCGUCAAUUGGCCUUAUGUUGUUGAGAAGCUGUGCGCCGUUUUCGGGGUCAUCUUCGUCAUGAUCAUGAUCUCUCAAGCAUAUAUCUACCCAGUCGUUAUUCAGGCCAUAAUGAUGAAAGAAGAAGGAUGGACGUUGAUUGAGAGAUUUCGAGAGUUUCCUUGGAUGCUCAGCGAUUUGGUGUUUCCUUUCAUGAUGGAAUAUCUCCUUGUAUGGUACUUGAUCUGGGAAGCCGUUCUGAAUACCCUGGCGGAGCUCACAUACUUUGCUGAUCGCAGUUUCUAUGAUGCAUGGUGGAACAGCGUGUCAUGGGAUCAAUAUGCACGCGACUGGAACCGACCAGUCCACAACUUCUUACUCCGGCAUGUGUAUCAUUCCUCCAUCUCUUCUAUGCGCGUCAACAAACAUACGGCGACAUUGAUCACGUUCUUCUUGUCCGCUUGCGUACACGAGUUGGUCAUGUGGUCGAUCUUCAAGAAACUCAGAGGAUAUCUUCUGAUUUUGCAAAUGUCUCAGCUGCCACUGGUACAACUAAGCCGCACUAAAAUGAUGCGCAACCAGAAAACACUUGGCAACAUGAUCUUCUGGAUCGGUAUCUUCACUGGACCCAGCUUACUUUGUAGUUUGUAUCUCAUUCUAUAG